AUGGCCAAAGAAGAAGAGCAAGUGAGAGAGUACGAAUACGCAGAAGGUAGUGAGAAGGGACCAGCACACUGGGGAGAUCUCAAGCCGGAAUGGUCAGCAUGUAAAACUGGAACCAUGCAAUCUCCUAUUGAUAUAAUCAGUGAAAGAGUGAAAGAGAUCUCCAAGUCAGGAGAUUUAGAGACAAACUACAAGCCUUGCAAUGCUAUUCUUAGAAAUCGAGGCCAUGAUAUUUCUUUGAAAUGGUCAGAUAACAAUGCUGGAACCGUAAAGGUGAACGGCACUGAUUACAUGCUUGAUCAAGUCCACUGGCACUCACCUUCCGAGCAUACCAUCAAUGGCCAAAGGAAUGACUUGGAGUUACACAUGGUUCAUAGAAACAUUGACAAAGUAGCUGUCAUUGGACUGCUUUAACAUGGUUCAUAGAA
Mangifera indica (mango) is the source of this 425-nucleotide messenger RNA. Its product is annotated as alpha carbonic anhydrase 7-like. The record is from RefSeq and is a predicted model, not a curated record. NCBI's taxonomy places the organism in Eukaryota, Viridiplantae, Streptophyta, Magnoliopsida, Sapindales, Anacardiaceae. Bases 1 to 411 code for a protein of 136 amino acids. Gene Ontology annotation, molecular function: zinc ion binding; carbonate dehydratase activity. The transcript is spliced from 4 exons.